Messenger RNA from Pelmatolapia mariae (spotted tilapia), 2504 nucleotides. It is a transcript of the gene gpr75, whose product is annotated as G protein-coupled receptor 75. Bases 609 to 2252 code for a protein of 547 amino acids. Gene Ontology annotation, molecular function: C-C chemokine receptor activity. The record is from RefSeq and is a predicted model, not a curated record. Gene Ontology annotation, biological process: G protein-coupled receptor signaling pathway. Gene Ontology annotation, cellular component: membrane. The transcript is spliced from 3 exons. Lineage: Eukaryota; Metazoa; Chordata; Actinopteri; Cichliformes; Cichlidae.
UACUCCGCCAGCUGAUUCCCAGUGAGGGAAGCGUUUCUAUAGACGGACUACUUGAAUGCAGUGGUUAUGCUCAUGCCCGGAUACGUAGACGGUGACUUCAUACUCAUUUUUCAGUGCACGUCCAGUGGCCGUCGCUCCUCUAUUUGAAUGGAUUUAUCGUAAAGAAAAGAAACAAGCUGCCAUCUACGUGUUCGCGCUGAUUUACACAGACAUGUAAGGAAACGUGAAGAUUAUCGAUUCUUUCCGACGGACUGUUGCGUUUAGGUGAGCUGCUAAAAAACAUUUUUCCUUCUUUGUUUCCGAAGCAGCGGUGCGUUCACUAUCGCACUGCCUUAAAAAUGAUGAAGAUGGGCUGUAUGAAAUAACGAAGAUCGCACGAUCUAGUACAGCAGACGCUGCUGUGUGUGUGUGAGAGAAAGAGAGAGCUAAAGGGGGCUGAUGGGGAGGUAAGGUAAUUGGCCAAAUGCAGUGGUGCAUAGCCUAUUAUACCCGUGUCUAACGUUUCUGAUCAAAUUGUGGCAGCAAUGGUGGAAGCAUGUGCUCCUUCCUCUUAGAGGAAUAAUACUGAAAUUGAUGAAUGUGGAGUCGCUCUAAAUCAUCAGAAUACAAUGAACACCACUCUUACACCUUCAGACCUGGUGGAUGUGCCAAGACUGCAGACCUUCAAUGGCACCCUGGGUAACCAGACCCCCUCGGGCUGGGCCGUGAUCCACACUGCUACCUUGACUUUUUGUUCCCUCCUCCUCAUCUUUAUCUUCUUCCUGGGCUCUUAUGGGAAUCUUGUGGUGUUCCUGUCUUUUUUUGACCCGGCGUUUCGCAAGUUCCGCACCAACUUUGACUUCAUGAUCCUCAACCUGUCCUUCUGCGACUUGUUCAUUUGUUGCGUGACCGCUCCCAUGUUUGCGCUGGUGCUCUUCCUGGAUGCAGGCGGAGGGGAUGGCGUGUCAAAGAGUUUCUGCUUCGCCUUCCACUUGACCAGUUCGGGCUUCAUCAUCAUGUCCCUGGAGACGGUGGCUGUCAUUGCUUUGCACAGACUCCGCAUGGUUUUGGGACAGCAGCCCAACCGCACUGCUUCCUUCCCCUGCACGCUGGCCCUGACCGCCCUGCUGUGGACAUCCAGCUUCACAUUGGCUGCUCUCCUCACCAUGCGCGCAUACCCACGCAAAGAUGGACCCUGCUUACCCCACUUUGGCCUGGGGAGUGGGCAGGCCAGGGUUGUGUUGUACGUCUACCUGGCAGAUUUUGCCUUUUGUGUUGCUGUGGUGUCUGUGUCGUAUCUGAUGAUUGCUCAGACCCUGAGGAAGAACGCGCAAGUAAGGAAAUGCCCAAUCAUCACUGUAGAUGCCACCUGCCCUCCACCCCCACCACCUCUCAUUGCAGCAGGCUUUGAAAGCAUGCAGUGUGCCGUUCAAGGCCCCUCUCUGUACCGUAACCAGACUUACAACAAACUGCAGAAUGUACAAACGCACGCCUAUGCCAACAGGACAAACCAGCCGGUGGUUCCAGGGGCCGCCCAAGGAGCCACCUGCUGUCAGCUGGUCUCCACAGUCAACUUAGCCACAGCCAAAGACUCCAAGGCAGUUGUCACCUGUGUAGUUAUAGUGUUCUCUGUGUUACUCUGCUGUCUGCCGAUGGGAGUUUCACUGGCACAGGAUGUUUUGUCACCAGAAAGCAGCUUUGCACAUUACCAGUUCGAACUGUGUGGCUUUGUGCUCAUUUUUCUCAAAUCAGGCAUCAAUCCAUUUGUGUACUCGCGCAACAGUGCAGGCCUCCGCCGCCGCGUACUGUGCUGCAUUCAGUGGGCCGCACUUGGAUUUCUGUGCUGCAAGCAAAAGACACGCCUUCACGCAAUGGGGAAGGGGAGCCUGGAAGUCAAUCGCAAUAAAUCCUCCCAUCACGAGACCAACUCGGCCUACAUGCUGUCACCUAAGCCUCAGAAGAGGCUGGUAGACCAGGCUUGUGGACCCAGUCAUUCCCGGGAUUGCGCUGGCAGUCCCAGGGCGACCGGUACACGCAAACCUCGCCUCCCGAGCACCUCUACACCCAUCAACACCCGGAUUGAGCCCUACUACAGUAUAUACAACAGCAGUCCCUCAGCAGGGCCCAGCUCCCCCACCAGCCUACAGCCUAUCAGCUCUCAGACAUUUGCCUUUGCCAAGUCCUAUGUAGCCAUGCACUACCACACUCACCAAGAUGCUCUGCAGGACUUUGAAAGCACCUCAGUGCACCAGAUUCCCGUGCCCUCAGUAUAAUCAAAGAACAGAAAGCUUUGGACAAUCUCUCCAUGACUUUAAAUCCAAUGUGAAUCAAAGGAGGAACGUGUAAACAGGCCAUUUUUAUGUCUUUGGACUCAGUAUUAACAUUUUUGUUCUCUCCUACAUUAGAAAGAUGUUGCACUUUUUUGACUGGAGAAAUGACAAGAACCAGAAUUACAGUAUAAACUUCACCUUUGAAACUGAAAUGAGAAACAGAUUUAGAAUAAAAGUUUAUGUUCCAGCAAGUUA